This is a messenger RNA of Colletotrichum orchidophilum, 1416 nucleotides long. Its product is annotated as 3-deoxy-7-phosphoheptulonate synthase. Gene Ontology annotation, molecular function: 3-deoxy-7-phosphoheptulonate synthase activity. NCBI's taxonomy places the organism in Eukaryota, Fungi, Ascomycota, Sordariomycetes, Glomerellales, Glomerellaceae. Gene Ontology annotation, biological process: aromatic amino acid biosynthetic process. The record is from RefSeq and is a predicted model, not a curated record. The transcript is spliced from 2 exons. The coding region runs from base 1 to 1416 and encodes 471 amino acids.
AUGUCUUCCUCCGCAGAAUGGUCGCCUGAUUCCUGGCGCUCAAAACCUAUCAAGCAAGCUCCUGCCUACCCGGACGAAGCCGGCCUGAAAAAAUCUGUCAAAGAAUUGGGACGUCUACCUCCCAUUGUUCAUCCAAAGGAGAUUGUCGCACUCAAGCAGCACCUCCGUGAUGUGGCACUCGGCGAGGCUUUCCUGCUCCAGGGCGGUGACUGCGCCGAGCUCUUCGACUACUGCGAGCCCAAUGCAAUUGAGUCGAAGAUUAAGCUGCUGCUGCAGAUGAGUCUGGUUCUCGUCUGGGGUGCUGACAAGCGGGUGGUGCGCAUUGGCCGUAUGGCUGGCCAAUAUGCCAAGCCAAGAUCGAGCCCUACGGAAGUGGUCAACGGUGUAGAGAUGCCUUCAUUCCGGGGAGACAUUUUAAACGGCUUCCAUGUCGACGAGCGUGAAAUUGACCCGCAGAGACUCGUCAGGGCCUACCAGUAUUCUUCAGCAACCCUCAAUUACAUCCGAGCAUGCAUCUCGUCAGGCAUCGCCGAUCUCCACAGGCCGCUGGACUGGGGUCUGGGCCAUGCCAGGGACCCCGAGCUGAAGAGAAAGUACUCCGAGGCAGUCCUCUCUCUCACAGACAUGCUCCGCUUCCUCCACACCAUCGGCGCCGACAGGAGCGACAAGCUGGACACGGUUGACCUCUUCACCAGUCACGAGGGUCUGCUCCUCGAGUACGAGCAGCCGCUGACCCGCCUGCUGGAGACGCCGGUUCCGCGUCCCACAACCAACGGCGGCUCCCGGAACGGCCCCACCGAGACCAAGAAGGAAUACUACGACACCUCGGCCCAUUUCCUCUGGAUCGGCGACCGCACCCGGCAGAUCGAUGGCGCCCACGUCGAGUUCUUCCGCGGCAUCGCCAACCCCAUCGGCAUAAAGGUCGGACCCACCACUCCCGUCGACGACCUGCUCGCCCUGCUGCGCGCCCUCAACCCGGACAAGGAGCCCGGCAAGAUCACCCUCAUCACCCGUUACGGCGCCGCCAAGGUGCGCUCGCUGCUGCCAGCGCACAUCCGCGCCGUGGAGGACAGCGAGUACCACCGCUGCGUGGUCUGGCAGUGUGACCCCAUGCACGGAAAUACGCUGUCGACGGACAGCGGUAUCAAGACGCGGCGCUUCCGCGACAUCUUUGAGGAGCUGCAGGAGACACUGCGCAUCCACAAGGAGCAGGGCAGCUACCUGGGCGGCGUCCACCUCGAGCUCACCGGCGAUGCUGUGACGGAGUGUCUAGGUGGUAGCGAGGGCUUGGAUGAGGAUGAUUUGUCGACCAACUACACGAGUUUCUGCGACCCGAGACUCAACGAGAAGCAGGCGCUCGAGUUGGCGUUCUUGAUUGCGGGUCACUACAGAGACGAAAGAAUGCCGGCUUUGUGA